Penicillium nucicola is the source of this 726-nucleotide messenger RNA. RefSeq lists its product as uncharacterized. The record is from RefSeq and is a predicted model, not a curated record. The coding region runs from base 1 to 726 and encodes 241 amino acids. The transcript is spliced from 2 exons. Lineage: Eukaryota; Fungi; Ascomycota; Eurotiomycetes; Eurotiales; Aspergillaceae.
AUGGGCUUGACCGAGUCACUAAAUGAUUAUGUUGCAGAAUCCGGAAAUCCAGCUCUGCAGCCCGAUCAUCUGCAUCGUUGUGCUCGCCUCUGGGGUCGGUGUUUCUGGGGCGAGCAGUAUCCCGAUGAGGAGGUUCUGGAUGAUAUUGAAAACUACCGGGCUCUGGAACUGCUUCAUGAUGGAUUCUGUCUACGUCAUCGAACUUGGAAAGCUCUCGUGGACUCUGCGGCUGGUACCGCCGACUCUGCGGAUGUCAUAUUCCGUGAAAUCCUUAAUAUCCGAGAGAAAUUCUCCGACCUUUUCAUUACUGCCAGGUUUUCUGGUGGUGUCUCUGCUCGACGAACGGUCAACACCAUCUACAUGGCCGUCUCGACUUUCUACGCUCAAGUUAUUCUUCACCGUCGCCUUUUGCGUGUAGACGCCUUGCCUGCGGCAAUACAUCAGCAGGCGACUGCGGGCAUUGUGGAUGUUGCACAGAAGCAGUUUGCCAGCGAGCCCAAUUUACUAAGACGUCUGCACUGGCCAUUAUUUAUGGCAGUGAUUGAGACUAAGGACCCCACACAACAAGUGUGGCUCCGUCAGCGCUUGUGGGAACUACGCGAGUUCCAUUCCGAGUACGUUUGGGCACAUGAGAUUUCCGAGCAGAUUUUGGCUCAGCAAGAUGUGAGCCAAGGCCGAUAUGUCAAUCUGGCGGAACUCUUACUCCAGCGUUUCCAUGCACAGUGA